Messenger RNA from Lonchura striata (white-rumped munia), 3535 nucleotides. The record is from RefSeq and is a predicted model, not a curated record. Lineage: Eukaryota; Metazoa; Chordata; Aves; Passeriformes; Estrildidae.
CGCCUCCGGCCCGGCCGGCGGGCAGCGGCCGCCAUGGGGGGCGUGAGGGCGGCCGGGCGGAGGCUGCUGCGGCGGCUGCGGGGCGCCGAGGGGCUGCGGGAGACCUGCCGGCAGUACCCGUUCUCCUGCUGCCUCCUGCUGGGGCUGGGCACCGCCACCCUCCUCCUCAACCGGUAUCUUCAUGUCCUGAUGGUCUUCUGGUCCUUCGUGGCUGGGGUCGUCACCUUCUACUGUUCCUUGGGACCGGACUCCCUCCUGCCCAAUAUUCUGUUCACAAUAAAAUAUAAACCCAAGCAGCUGGAAUUGCCGGAGCUGUUUCCCCACGGUCACAGCUGUGCUGUAUGUGGCAAGGUCAAAUGCAAGAGGCACAGACCUACUUUGCUUCUGGAAAACUAUCAGCCAUGGCUGGAUCUGAAAGUGCCUUCCAAGGUUGAUGCAUCACUUUCAGAGGUGCUUGAGUUGGUGCUGGAAAACUUUAUUUAUCCAUGGUACAGAAAUAUUACUGAUGAUGAGUCCUCAGUGGAUGAACUGAGAGGGACGCUACGUUUUUUUGCAUCUGUCUUAGUUCGGAGAAUUCACAAGGUGGACAUUCCAACGGUUGUAACAAAGAAGAUGCUCAAGGCAGCAAUGAAACACAUUGAAGUAAUAGCCAAAGCCAGGCAAAAAGUAAAAAAUGCAGAAUUUUUGCAGCAAGCUGCUUUAGAAGAAUAUGGACCAGAACUGCAUGUUGCUUUGAGAAACCGAAGGGAUGAACUUCACUACUUAAGAAAACUUACUGAACUUCUUUUUCCUUAUAUUUUGCCCCCAAAGUCAACAGAGUGCAGAUCCCUGGCCCUUCUCAUUAGAGAGAUUCUCCCUGGUUCAGUUUUCCUUCCCUCAAUGGAUUUCUUAGCUGACCCUGAUACUGUCAACCAUUUACUGCUGAUCUUCAUUGAUGAUAGUCCACCCGAGAUAGCAACUGAGCCUACUUCAUCAUUGGUUCCAUUCCUUCAGAAAUUUGCUGAGCCAAGAAAUAAAAAACCAUCUGUACUGAAACUGGAGCUAAAGGAGAUCAGAGAUCAGCAAGACCUUUUAUUUCGGUUUAUGAACUUCCUGAAACAGGAAGGGGCUGUCCAUGUGCUGCAGUUCUGCCUGGCUGUGGAGGAAUUCAAUGACCGGAUUUUGAGACCAGAGCUAUCAGAUACUGAAAAGAUGUCUCUUCAUGACGAAGUACAGAAAAUUUAUAAAACUUACUGUUUGGAUGAAAGCAUCGACAAGAUUAGAUUUGACCCUUUCAUUGUGGAAGAGAUUCAAAGAAUUGCUGAAGGUCCGUAUAAGGAUGUUGUGAAACUUCAAACUAUGCGGUGUCUUUUUGAAGCUUAUGAGCACGUCCUUUCUCUGCUUGAGAAUGUUUUUACUCCCAUGUUCUGUCACAGUGAUGAGUACUUCAGACAUCUUUUAAGAGGAGCAGAGUCACCAACCCGCAAUUCAAAGUUUAACAGAAGUAGCCUGAGUUUGGAUGACUUACGGACCACGCAGAAGAGAGGAGAAUCAUUUGGAAUCAGCAAAAUCGGGAACAAAAUAAAAGGUGUAUUCAAGAGUUCUGCAAUGGAAGGAGCUAUGUUGCCUAACUAUAACUUAAAUGUAGGAGAUGAUUUUAUUGAAGAAGGUGUUAUGGUGAUGGAAGAUGAUUCUCCUGAGGAGGCUGUUAGCACCCCAAAUACACCCCGCAACCUUGCUGCGUGGAAAAUCAGCAUCCCAUACGUUGAUUUUUUUGAUGAUCCCUCCUUGGAAAGAAAAGACAGAAAGGAGAGAAUUCCUGUAUUCUGCAUUGACGUAGAGAGAAAUGAUAGAAGGGCAGUUGGACAUGAACCUGAACACUGGUCUGUCUAUAGGAGGUAUCUUGAAUUCUAUGUGCUUGAAUCAAAACUUACAGAGUUUCAUGGUACGUUUCCUGAUGCUCAGCUUCCCUCAAAGAGAAUCAUUGGCCCCAAGAACUAUGAGUUCUUAAAAUCCAAGAGAGAGGAGUUUCAGGAAUAUCUACAGAAACUUCUGCAACAUCCAGAACUAAGUAACAGCCAGCUUUUAGCUGACUUCCUAUCCCCUAACGGAGGAGAGACUCAAUUUCUUGAUAAAAUGUUGCCUGAUGUGAAUCUUGGUAAAAUCAUAAAAUCUGUUCCAGGAAAGCUGAUGAAAGAGAAAGGUCAGCAUUUGGAGCCAUUCAUCAUGAAUUUUAUCAACUCCUGUGAAUCUCCCAAGCCUAAACCAAGCAGGCCUGAACUUACCAUUCUGAGUCCCACUUCUGAAAAUAACAAGAAGCUUUUUAAUGAUUUAUUCAAGAAUAAUGCAAACCGGUCUGAGAAUACAGAAAGACGACAAAAUCAGAACUACUUCCUGGAAAUGAUGACUGUAGAAGGAGUCUAUGACUACUUAAUGUAUGUUGGUAGGGUAGUCUUCCAUAUUCCUGACUGGCUGCAUCAUCUCUUGAUGGGAGGAAGAAUUCUCUUCAAAAACACAAUGGAACUGUACACAGACUAUUACUUGCAUAACAAGUUAGAACAGCUAUUUGAGGAGCACCGGUUGGUUUCUCUGAUAACACUGCUGAGAGAUGCUGUGUUCUGUGAGAACACUGAGCCUCGCUCUCUCCAGGAUAAACAGAAACGAGCCAAGCAGACUUUUGAAGAAAUGAUGAGAUACAUUCCAGAUUUAAUAGGCAAGUGCAUUGGGGAAGAGGCUAAAUAUGAAGGCAUCAGGCUUCUGUUUGAUGGACUGCAGCAGCCAGUGCUCAAUAAACAGUUAACUUACGUUCUGCUGGACAUUGGGAUUCAAGAACUCUUUCCAGAGCUGAUUAAGGUAUGUGCUACCUCUGUUUGAGAGCUGCAGAAUUCUUCAAGCUGCUACUGAGUCUGGCCACUGGGUCCAAAGGAAGCAAGCUCUGUGUCAAGUUGGAUGUGAGUGGACACCCAGUAGGAUCUGCUGUGCACUGUUGUGAUGGACAUGUGACGUUUUAACAUUGCCUUGUAUAUUUUGUUGUAAAUAACAUGAGAUUUAAGUUCAAAAAAUACCUUUAUGCAAUAAAGACAUUAAAAUGUAAUACCAAUUACAAGUAAAUAAAAUAUUUUUACCUUUAAUUUAAAAUUUGUUUUAGCUAUUACCAGUAAAAGUCUAAUUAAUUUCCCCCAAAUCUCUCAGUGAAUGAAAUUACAGGAUAACAUCAAAAAAGAUAGCUGGGCAAUCAGCCAACUUAUGCUCUGCUAAAAGAGCAAUUACUGGAUGUCUUCCUGAAAGUAUACGUAGAAAAACUGUUUGAAAGAAGUUGCAGAAUGUUGCCAUUAAGUUAAAGUGUCUUAACAAAUAUUUUUUUUCAAACAAAAGUGUAUGAUUGAAUCUAUUACAUACAAAUAAUUAAUCUCAGAACUGUCUUUAGCCUUCACCUUUCUGUGAGCAUGGAAAAUGACAUUUGUAAUUCAGUCUUUUUAACAUCUGACCUUCAAAUCUAAAGCCCUCUUAAAAUAUAAUAAUGGAUGUGAAAAAAAUUUUUUUUGCAGUUUCUUAU